AUGGAAUCAAUGCUUCCGGAUGCUUUUGAUGCAUCUCAGACGGGGUUGUACACAGGACAGACGCUCGGCGCGGGAAAUAUGGAUCUAGAAAGUGUGAGCGGGAACGCAUCAGCGCCAGCACCCUUGGUCAAGGUUGAUGACCCUCCUAAAUUUGAGCUCGAGUCCUACAUCGCAAACUAUACCGGCCGGACCAGGUUCAAUCGCUUGUACCUCAUUGGCACGUGCUCCACCUAUCUCUCCACGGAGGCAUUGAAAGCUGCCGUCGCUGAGGCCAAAUCAGGGAAGGAUGUAGUCAGGUAUCAACACGCUGUCCUAGCCCUGGCUGAGGUAGCGCCGAAUGAACCUGAGGCGACGAUGGACACGAAAUGGGUGGAUCAUAUGCAAAAAGUCGUCAAGGCGGAGACGGACCGGCUGGAACACGAGCUGAGGGGAUACAAGAAUAACUUGAUCAAAGAGAGCAUACGGAUGGGCAACGAAGACCUCGGGCAGCACUACCAUCAGAUCGGUAACCUCGUCGCAGCCUCCAAGGCCUAUUCCCGCAUGCGGGACUACUGCACAACACCCAGCCAUAUCGCCUCGAUGUUGUUCAAGAUCAUCAAUGUGGCCAUUGAGCGGGGAGACUGGCUGAGCGUGCAAUCCAACGUGCACCGGCUACGCAAUCUGCAGUCGAAGCCGGAGGAACAGGCCAAGAACCAACCCAAGAUGUCGGCUGCCCUGGGUUUGUCCCAGCUGCACUCGGGGUCGUACUUGGAGGCAGCAAACUGCUUCUUGAGCACCGACCCGUCGCUGGGUGACUCCUACAACGAGGUUCUCACCUCCAACGACGUCGCCGUGUACGGUGGACUGUGUGCUCUCGCGUCCAUGGACCGCAACGAACUCCAGCGCCGCGUGCUCGACAACAACGCCUUCCGCAACUUCCUCGAGCUGGAACCGCACAUCCGCCGGGCGAUCUCAUUCUUCUGCAAUUCCAAGUUCCGCCCGUGUCUCGAGAUCCUCGAAUCGUACAAAGCGGACUACCUGCUCGACAUCCACCUCCAGCGCCAUGUCAGCACCAUCUUCACCCGUAUCCGCACCAAAGCUAUCCAGCAAUACGUGGUUCCCUUCAGCCGCGUGACGCUCGAUUCCAUGCUGAAGGUGUUUGCGCCAGGAGUCGCCGGCGGCCACGCCCAUCCGACCGACUUCAACUCGCCGUUUGUGCAAGAAUUGAUCGGCCUGAUCCAGGACGGGACCCUGGACGCCCGGAUUGACCUGGAGAAGGGGGUGUUGGUAUCGAAGCAGACGGAUUUACGCACCGAAGUCCAACGGGAUACGUUGGAGUCCCUGUCGAGCUUCCGAAAAGAGGCGCAUCUGCGGCUGCUGCGGACCAACAUCCUCCGCGCCGGGCUCGAGGUUCGCUCCCCCGGUGAAGAAAGAAGAUUCAAAAUGGAAGAACGCGGCGGAAAGGCACUGGCUGGGCUGGGGGGUAGAUAUUCCCGAUAA
Molecule: messenger RNA, 1479 nt
Organism: Aspergillus clavatus NRRL 1
Lineage: Eukaryota; Fungi; Ascomycota; Eurotiomycetes; Eurotiales; Aspergillaceae
Product: COP9 signalosome complex subunit 1
Exons: 4
Coding region: 1-1479 (492 amino acids)
Cellular component (GO): COP9 signalosome
Source: RefSeq, a predicted model, not a curated record